AUGUCUAACAAAGUAUACAUUGUCUCCACCGCCAGAACCCCAAUUGGUUCUUUCCAAGGUGCUUUAUCUGCUAAGACUGCUGUUGAAUUAGGUGCAAUAGCUGUUAAAGGUGCUUUUGCAAAGGUUCCAAGUAUUGAUGUUACUAAAGAUGUUGAUGAAAUUUUCUUUGGUAAUGUCUUAACUGCUAACAAUGGUCAAAACCCAGCUAGACAAGUUGCUUUAAAUGCUGGUUUAGACAAUCACAUCGUCGCAACCACUGUCAACAAAGUGUGUGCUUCUGGUAUGAAGAGUAUCAUUUUGGGUUCUCAAACUAUUUUAUGUGGUAAUGCUGAUGUUGUCGUUGUCGGCGGUACCGAAUCUAUGACUAACACUCCAUAUUACAUGCCAGCCGCCAGAGCAGGUGCUAGAUUUGGCGAAACUAAAUUAGUCGAUGGUAUUCAAAGAGAUGGUAUCAACGAUGCUUAUGACAAUAAUGCUAUGGGAGUUCACGCUGAAAAGUGUGCUAAAGACUGGGAAAUCACCAGAGAAGAACAAGAUAACUUUGCUAUCGGUUCUUACCAAAAGGCUCAAAAAGCUACUAACGAAGGUAAAUUCAAAGAUGAAAUUGUACCAGUUACUAUUAAGGGUUUCAGAGGUAAGCCAGAUACCAUCGUUGACAGAGAUGAAGAACCACCAAAAUUAAAUGUUGAAAAAUUAAAGGCUGCUAGAACUGUUUUCCAAAAGGAAAAUGGUACCGUCACAGCUCCAAAUGCUUCCCCAUUAAACGAUGGUGCUGCUGCCAUUAUUUUAGUUUCUGAAAGAAAAUUAAAGGAAUUAAACUUAACACCAUUAGCUGUCAUUAAAGGUUGGGGUGAAGCUGCUCACCAACCAGCUGAUUUCACCUGGGCUCCAGCCUUAGCUGUUCCAAAGGCUGUUAAGCAUGCUAAUAUUUCUCUAGAUGACAUAGACUACUUUGAAUUCAAUGAAGCCUUCUCAGUGGUCGGUAUUGCUAACCCAAAGAUCUUAAAAUUAUCUCAAGACAAGAUCAACGUUUACGGUGGCGCCGUCGCUAUGGGCCAUCCUCUAGGCUGUUCUGGUGCCAGAGUCAUUGUUACAUUAUUAUCCGUUCUAAGACAAGAAGGUGGUAAAUUAGGUGUCGGUGCUAUCUGUAAUGGUGGUGGCGGCGCUUCUUCUGUUGUCAUCGAAAGAGUUUAA
Messenger RNA from Tetrapisispora phaffii CBS 4417, 1194 nucleotides. RefSeq names its product acetyl-CoA C-acetyltransferase (gene ERG10). The coding region runs from base 1 to 1194 and encodes 397 amino acids. The transcript has a single exon. NCBI's taxonomy places the organism in Eukaryota, Fungi, Ascomycota, Saccharomycetes, Saccharomycetales, Saccharomycetaceae. Gene Ontology annotation, biological process: fatty acid beta-oxidation; ergosterol biosynthetic process. The record is from RefSeq and is a predicted model, not a curated record. Gene Ontology annotation, molecular function: acetyl-CoA C-acetyltransferase activity.